UCUUCCCACUUUUUUUUUUUUCUUCAUAAAAUUUUCAAAAAAAAAAUUAAAAAUUAAAUAAAAGUGAAAAUUUCUUCUGAGAGUAAUGGCGGUGUUUGAAGAGGAGAAAAUAUUUGAGGAGGAAAUUGACGGCGAUGAUGACGGCGAUGAGGACGAAGAGGACGACGAUGACGAGGAGGAGGAAGAGGAUGAGGAGGAGGAAGUGUUGAAUAGCAGCGGAGGAAGGGCGCAGGUCACGUCUGUUGGUGACGAUGAGGAGGAUGAAGACGGAGAAAAUGAAGAUGACGAAGGCGACGACGACGACGACGACGACGAUGAUGACGAUGAUGAUGAAGAUGAAGAAGGUGAAGAAGAGGAAGAGGAGGAUCUAGGCACAGAAUACCUAAUCAGACCAGUUGGCCGUGCCGAGGAUGAGGAAGAUGCAAGUGACUUUGAACCACAAGAAAAUGGUGAGGAAGAUUUUGAUGAGGGAGAUGAAGAUGACGACGACGACGGUGGAAAAGUUGAGGCACCACCGAAGAGGAAGCGAUCAGGCAAAGAUGAUUCAGAUGACAGCGAUGGUGGAGAGGAUGAUGAAAGACCCUCCAAGCGGUAGGGCUUUCGCCUCAAUCCAGUUAUGUAUAACCGAAGGAGGAAGUGUGUGCUUUGUUAGGUCUCGUCUUCCUUCCUGUAUUAUCAUGGUACACAAUCUUAGGGUCGAAUUUUAUCUUUAGAUUCCAUAAUAUGAAUUGUUGGGACAGUUGGAGAAGGUUGUUGAUUAGCUUACUUUAUGCUAUAUGAAAUACUGUUAGGCUAGUUGUAACUUGUGAGGUGGCUAGCUAGGUUGGUAUUUGUACCUUCAAGAAUUUCAAUCAACUAGUGUUGGAUAUUUUUGAUGGGGUAAUAUGCUGGCGUUCUGACAUA
Sesamum indicum (sesame) is the source of this 903-nucleotide messenger RNA. Its product is annotated as nucleolin. The record is from RefSeq and is a predicted model, not a curated record. Lineage: Eukaryota; Viridiplantae; Streptophyta; Magnoliopsida; Lamiales; Pedaliaceae.